Molecule: messenger RNA, 5323 nt
Organism: Diatraea saccharalis (sugarcane borer)
Lineage: Eukaryota; Metazoa; Arthropoda; Insecta; Lepidoptera; Crambidae
Source: the annotation of a GenBank genome assembly
CUAUGGUUAUGGAAGGCGUUGUAGAAGAAAGUCAAACUAUUUCGUCUUCCUUUUGUGGUUCGAAAUAGAUGACGGCAGCUGAUUGAUUUCAUAGUUCGUCUUUUAUAUUUAUUGCUUGAUAUUGAUAAUCAGUACCUAAUAACAUUUUCUUUCUGAGAAGGUCAAGGAACGGCAUAAAACUGGUGUUCGAUAAGUCACUUGGCAAUAUGCCUGCCGUCAGGGGCGAUGGAAUGCGAGGACUCGCAGUCUUUAUAUCAGAUAUAAGAAACUGUAAAAGUAAAGAAGCGGAAAUCAAGAGAAUUAACAAAGAGCUGGCGAAUAUACGCAGUAAGUUCAAAGGAGACAAAACUCUUGAUGGCUAUCAGAAGAAAAAGUAUGUCUGUAAGCUUCUAUUUAUAUUUCUGUUAGGCCACGAUAUUGACUUUGGGCAUAUGGAAGCUGUUAAUCUACUUUCGUCAAAUAAGUACUCCGAGAAACAGAUCGGAUACCUUUUUAUAUCUGUCUUGGUCAAUACCAACAGUGAUUUGAUCAAGCUCAUUAUCCAAAGCAUUAAAAAUGAUUUACAAUCUCGUAACCCCAUUCAUGUAAAUCUAGCUUUGCAGUGCAUUGCUAACAUUGGCAGUAAAGACAUGGCUGAAGCUUUUGGGACUGAAAUCCCAAAACUUUUGGUCUCUGGUGAUACUAUGGAUGUUGUUAAACAAUCAGCAGCACUUUGUCUUUUAAGACUUUUCAGAAAAUCACCUGAAAUAAUUCCUGGAGGAGAAUGGACUUCACGCAUAAUACAUCUUUUGAAUGACCCACAUAUGGGUGUAGUUACAGCUGCCACAUCUUUAAUAGAUGCUCUUGUUAAGAAAAACCCAGAAGAGUACAAGGGAUGUGUUACUCUGGCUGUUGCUAGAUUAAGCAGAAUUGUUACAGCUAGCUACACCGAUUUGCAAGACUACACAUAUUACUUUGUACCAGCUCCAUGGUUGUCAGUAAAGUUAUUGCGCUUACUUCAAAAUUAUACACCUCCCUCAGAAGAACCUGGUGUAAGAGGUCGGCUGUCUGAAUGCCUAGAAACUAUAUUUAAUAAAGCUCAAGAGCCUCCCAAAUCAAAGAAAGUGCAACAUUCUAAUGCCAAAAAUGCUGUUCUUUUUGAAGCAAUAAGUCUUAUCAUUCAUAAUGACAGUGAACCCAAUUUGCUAGUUCGAGCAUGUAAUCAGUUGGGUCAAUUUCUAAGUAACCGCGAAACUAAUCUAAGAUAUUUAGCUCUUGAAUCUAUGUGUCAUCUUGCAACAUCAGAGUUUUCACAUGAAGCAGUAAAGAAACACCAGGAAGUUGUUAUCUUAUCUAUGAAAAUGGAAAAAGAUGUUUCAGUCCGUCAGCAGGCUGUAGACCUGCUAUAUGCAAUGUGUGACAAGUCAAAUGCAGAAGAAAUUGUACAAGAAAUGCUUGCUUACUUAGAAACUGCAGAUUAUUCUAUAAGGGAAGAAAUGGUAUUGAAAGUUGCAAUUUUAGCUGAAAAGUAUGCAACAGAUUUCACUUGGUAUGUUGAUGUUAUCCUUAACUUGAUUAGAAUUGCCGGUGACUAUGUUUCAGAAGAAGUAUGGUACAGAGUCAUCCAAAUUGUAAUAAAUAGAGAAGAAGUCCAAGGAUAUGCUGCAAAAACAGUCUUUGAGGCUUUGCAAGCUCCUACAUGUCAUGAAAAUAUGGUCAAAGUUGGUGGAUAUAUUCUUGGUGAAUUUGGUAAUUUGAUAGCUGGAGAUACAAGAUCUUCCCCACAAGUUCAAUUUGAACUACUUCAUUCUAAAUAUCAUUUGUGUUCAGCAGCAACCAGAGCCCUGCUUUUAUCAACAUACAUAAAGCUUGUUAAUCUUUUCCCAGAAAUAAAAGCUCGUGUCCAAGAAGUUUUUCGUGCUGAUUCUAAUCUUCGUUCAGCUGAUGUCGAGUUACAACAAAGAGCAUCAGAAUAUCUGCAACUCAGUAUUGUGGCUAGUUCUGAUGUACUUGCUACAGUUCUUGAGGAAAUGCCAGCUUUUCCAGAAAGAGAAUCAUCUAUUCUAGCUGUGUUAAAGAAGAAGAAGCCAGGGCGCAUUCCUGACGAUGUUAGAGAGUCAAAAAGUCCACAACCAAAUGCUGCUUCUGCUGCAGUUAUUAACUCUGCAAAUAAUACAAAUAAUUCCAGUGCAGAUUUGCUUGGUUUAUCUACUCCUCCGGGCACUACUGCACCUUCUGCUGGUAAUGGACUUCUAGAUGUUCUAGGUGAUUUAUACACCACUCCUAAAGUAAGCCCAAAUACUGUUCAACAAAACAAUAUCAAGAAAUUUUUGUUUAAAAAUAAUGGAGUCUUGUUCGAAAACGAUAUCAUUCAAAUAGGUGUAAAAAGUGAAUUCAGGCAAAACCUUGGCAGGAUUGGAUUGUUUUAUGGAAACAAAGCUGCAUACCCAGUUUUGAACAUACAUCCAGAGCUACAGUGGACUGAUAUGCACAAACUAAACGUCCAGGUAAAACCUAUGGAACCAGUUAUUGAAGCAGGUGCUCAAAUACAGCAAAUGUUGACAGCUGAAUGUAUUGAAGAUUUUGCUGAUGCCCCUAGCAUGACAAUCACAUUCAAUUACAACAAUGUUCCUCAAAAGAUUACUUUAAAACUGCCACUUACAUUAAACAAAUUCUUUGAACCUACUGAGAUGAAUGGAGAAUCCUUUUUUGCACGAUGGAAAAAUUUAGGAGGAGAACAGCAAAGAGCUCAGAAGAUAUUUAAAGCGCAAGGUGCCAUUGAUUUGGCUGGAACACGCACAAAACUUGCUGGUUUUGGUAUGCAACUGUUAGAUGGUAUUGACCCUAAUCCUGAGAAUUUUGUUUGUGCUGGAAUUGUUCAUACUAGAGUUCAACAAGUUGGAUGCCUCAUGAGAUUGGAACCAAACAAACAGGCUCAAAUGUUUAGACUGACUGUAAGAUCUAGCAAAGAAACAGUUUCACAAGAAAUUUGCAACUUGCUAGCUGAUCAGUUUUAAAUCCCAUUUAUCACUAAUUGGACCAUGGAUUAUGAACAACAAUAUGAGACAGAAAACGGUUAUUACUUAGCUAUCCACUCAAUAGUUGCUAAUGGUGUACUAAGUAUUUUGCAAUAUACAUUAGUGUGGAUUGAGCACUGAGAGAGUAUGUGUGAAAUCUCUUUGUACAAUUAUGAAUUUAUAUUGUUAUGAUGCCUACAUUAGGAAUAGAUUUUUAUUUUAAACAAAUUUUAUUUUAAUUUAGUUUUUUUACUCAUGUUUGUUGGUAUAACAAUGUUUUCCAACUAUGUAUAUUAUUUACCUAAUUUAUUAAUGUGAGAUACGAAUAUCAGUACAUGACGGUUUUUAUAAUGUAUGGGAAACCUCAUAUCAAGUACUGUUUAUUAAAAUAUAUUUAAAUUUUUAUGAUUACUAUCUAUAAUACUCAAUUCAUUUUGAAUUGACUUAUUUUUUUAAAUGAAUGUAUGUCUUUUUAUGUUUGAUAUUUUUUUAAAUGCUUAGAACUUCUAUCAACAUAAUUAUGAUAAGCUGUUUUGUAGUGAAUAUUGAUCAGUGUCAUAUUUAUGGGCGUAUUGAACAUGAAUAUUUCGUUGAUUCCUAUUCAUUGUUGUUAUUACAAUACAGUAUAACAGACUCCCGUUUUCAGUAAAAGAAUUGGUAUGCCCAUAAAUAAAGCUGUGGGCAUUCAUAACACAUUAUUGACUUAUAAAUAAGUAAGCAACUUCGAUAAAAAAGAAAAGUUAGGUUUAUUACAUGCAACAUUACAACAUCAAUGUAACUAACCCUUAAAGAAAUUUCAUAAACUGAACAAUUUUUAUUAUAUAAGACAGAGUGUUUCUAUAGAACAUUUUUACUAUUGUUUUUAUAUUAAAACUUAAAGUUAGCUUAUAUGGUCAUACCAAAGUAAUAUUUUGAUUAGAGGUUAUUGUGUAUCAAAAUUUGUAUAAGUAAUUCAAAAUUGCUUAUGUAGGAUGUACAACUAUUAAUUAUACUGUGCAGAAGAAGUACGGGAUAAAUAAAUUAACAGACGUUCCUCUCGUAAAGAUACAAUAGAUUUAUGAUGGUAGCUAGCACUAUGUUCUUUCUAGUUUUUUGAUGAUAGUAUUAAUUCAUUACAAAACGAAAGUUUUAUAGUGUACCUUACCAAUAAGCAAAAUUUAUUGAUUAAGGGCUAACGGCUUACAUAUAAAUAAUAAUACAUAAUUCCAUUUUAUUUUGGGAAAUACUCUCACAAGAAAUCAAUAAACUUAUUAUAUUUCACUUCAUAAACAUUCCUAUGUAAACUUAAGUUUCAAAAUUAUGAUAAAAUACUUACUUAAGUCUCAAUAUUGUAGAUCUCAUCAAUAUUCUGUAUAGACAUCUACAAUUAUAUACCUGUGUUCCUUUAAAUCCAGUUAAUUUGUUUGUUACUCGUGUUUGUUAUAUUAUUUUGCAUAUAAUGAAAACUUAAAAAUAAUGCCUAUACGUUUGAGGAAUCUCACAUUUUAAUAGUUUUAUUUUCAUAUUGUAUGAAGAUGUUAUGGCUGUAGAAUUAGACAAAUUAGUAUUAUGAAAUGUUGUUAUGAAAUUAUCAUGCAAUUCUCUAUGCAUGAUAGGUUUUCAUUAUCAAAUAAGGAUACGAAAAAUUAAUAUAUUGUCAUUUCUAUACUCUUCAGGUAUAUUGUAUUUUACAUGUCAAGAAUGAGGUAUCAUCGUAUUAAUUAUGUAUAUUAUGGACUUUAAAGGAGCUGCUUACAUGUUGUGUACACUUUCAUGUAAUGUGUGAUUAUAAUAAUGUACAAUAUAUUGCAUGAGAAUAAUGAGUGCGAUUCAGUGAUAGAGAUAGAUGUUUGUUCGUUCUUGCGCUUCGAAACAAUAUUGUAACUCUAUAAUAAAUAUUUAUCCAUAAAUAGUUAAAUUGGUCUUUCAUUUCUCUAUAUUAAUUGUAUACUUGGUAACAUCAGAUUGCUGCAAAAGACCACAAAUUUUUCCAACUGAUUUUUAAGCCUUCAUUUAUGAAAAUUAAGUUCAAAGUUCAUUGGAGCAAUAGAUUUAAUUGUAGCGGCUUUUAGUUACAUGCUCGAUAUUCUGUAAAAAUACAGCGUCGGACACCGCUGACGCAGCAUUAGACGAUCGACCGAAUAAAUCCUAUUAUUUUUUAUUACCUUUUAAAGUAGGUUUGAUUUUACUAACCUUAAAUGAAACCGUUUAAAAGUUUAGUUUAAUUUCAUUUAUAGAUAGUGUGCCUGAAAAUAUAAGUAAUCAGUGUUAUUUAGCCUUGAUUCUAGCAAUAGGAUACGACAUAGCUACGCUAUGGCGAUAUUUAGUUUCAUGUUACUAUGACAUGU